This is a messenger RNA of Mesocricetus auratus (golden hamster), 1822 nucleotides long. RefSeq names its product family with sequence similarity 221 member B (gene Fam221b). Lineage: Eukaryota; Metazoa; Chordata; Mammalia; Rodentia; Cricetidae. The coding region runs from base 286 to 1719 and encodes 477 amino acids. The record is from RefSeq and is a predicted model, not a curated record. The transcript is spliced from 7 exons.
UUCUAGAGGCUUCAGUCAAGUACAUCCUUCAUCUGCCCUGGACCUCUCUUGUCCCUUCCCUUCACUGCCCUUCCUUCAAUCGGGCCAGAGUCCCUUUGCGAAGGUCUGCACAUGCCCAAGUCUCCCCAAUAAACUUAACACGACCUCUCACUUAGCAACUACAGCCUGGUUCAUCAAAAACAAAACGAUUCAUUCCCUCGGUCAGGACCAACACUACCCCCUCCAACCCAGGUAAAGAUCCUGACCUAAGAAAGGACUUGCAACCACCGAAGCCUAAAUCCAGAGAUGGAAGCAAAUGAGAUCGCAGAAGGUCCUCAGGCCACCAAGGAUGCAAAGAAACCUUCCUUAAAGGACCCCUCUGCUGAAGACUUGCAGGAACCCACUAGCCCUGAAACUGCCUUGGAGCCUCCCAGUUCACAGCCUCCUGACUCCGACGCCCUUUUAAAUGUGACAUCUACUCCACCGAAUCCUGAGGCUGAGGCCUCUGAGGACCUCUGGGAAUCUUCUCUCUCUGAACCGCCUUUAACGGCCCAUACCACUAAGCUUCCUUCCAGAGCAUCUCAGGAUUCCUUAAAGGCCCAAGUCUCUGAAAGACUUUCAAACGCUUCCCAUUCUGUGGCCUCUCUAGAAAAAGCCAUCACUGAGAUCCCUUUGGAGAAUGCUACAGAGGAGAUUCUUAUCUCUGAGGUUCAAAAACCUUCUCCUCAGGCCUCACCAACAAACAACAUCCCUGAGUCUUCCCGUAAGCUUUCUUCUAAUGAAGCCCUACAGAGCCAGGUCCCCGAAUAUGAGCCCUCCCCAAUGCACCCCCUUUUAGGGCCUUCCACCCAGGCCAGCGUGGACACAUCUGCAAAGCCGGAGGAGGCCAAAGAGGAUGAGCUGAUAGUGGGGACCAGCGACGUCACUGCUCGUGUAGCCAGGCCUGAGUCGCAUGCGAGCAAGAAGAAGGAGAAAAGAGUCAGUGGUUAUACAAGCCGCCCAGUGGUCCCUGCUAAGCGGGUCGAGCUGGCGGAUGUGGCUAAGACAAUGCACAGAGAGAAAUUUGGAGCUCAAGUGAACAAUCUUUUCCAAUGGGAGAAGGAUUCAGCCCUGAGGGCCAUCCAGACAGGUCUCUACAUUGGCUGGCGCUGCCCCCAUUACUUAUGGGACUGUUUCCGGAUUGGAAAUGAGUCCAAGUGCUUUUGUGGACAUUUGUUGAAAGAACACCACAUCCUCUCAGAUCUGUCGGUGCCCUGCGGCAUGAGCCAGUGCAGGUGCCUCAUGUUUUGUUUCAUCCCGUCACGCCCAGAGGAGGUAGGUGAGUUCUGGCUUAAGAGACGGGCCACCUUCGAUCCCAAAGCCUGGAGAGCCCAAUGUCGUUGCAAACAUACUCAUGAAGAGCAUGCGGCCACCGGAGCUCAUCCCUGCAGGCACCGCGGGUGUUCCUGCAACUGUUUUGAGUCAAAUUUCCUCUGUGCGGCCUGUGACCGGCGCUGGGAGGAACACGAGACUUUCUUCGAGACUGAGGAGACCAGGCGAAGAGGAGGGAGACCUUAUGGAGCAGACUAUGUACCUUUUGCAGAGAUGCCUGCCCUCCGAGAUGUCAUCCUCACCAACUCUGACCUUGAGGCCCUCCAGAUGCAGGGUGUCUCUGGCCAGCCCAGUUCCCACCCUAGAUCCCCUGAACUCCCUGGCCCAAGCAGCCUCCAGCCUCGCUCUAAACCUGACCCCCAUAUCUGACCCAUUCACCUCUGCUCUUCCCUCCUCCAGGGACAGACACUGUCAACACCUGGCUCAGGCCUUUCUGAGCCUGGCCAAGGUCAACAAUAAAAGUGGAAGCCAA